GGCGGCCGCCUAGGAGCGACAUGGGCCGUGGGCUGCCCCUGCUCCUGCUGGCGCUGCUGGCGGCCCCGGCGCGGGCUGAGGGCGGCACGGCGGCGGCGGAGGAGGUUCAGAUCGAGGUGCUGCACCUCCCCGAGGCCUGCAGCCCGAAGAGCAAGAAGGGCGACCUGCUGAACGCGCACUAUGACGGGUUCCUAGCCAGCGACGGAUCCAAGUUUUACUGCAGUCGGACGCAAAAUGAAGGCCAUCCAAAAUGGUUUGUUCUGGGUGUUGGACAAGUCAUAAAAGGCUUAGAUAUUGCUAUGAUGAAUAUGUGUCCUGGAGAAAAACGGAAAGUGACAAUUCCUCCAUCAUUAGCAUACGGACAGCAAGGAUAUGCACAGGGCAAGAUUCCACCCAAUGCAACAUUGGUCUUUGAGAUUGAACUUUAUGCAGUAAAUAAGGGACCUCGUAGUGUUGAAGCAUUUAAUCAAAUAGACAAGGACGGUGACAAGAAACUCUCUGAACUUGAGAUAAGCCAGUAUUUGAAAGAAGAAUUUGCAAGAGAUGGCAAAAAACGUCAUCCCUCCGCCCAUGAUGAAAUCUUAGCUGAUAUAUUUAAGAAGAAUGACCAUGAUGGAGAUGGCUUCAUAUCAGCAAAGGAAUACAAUGUCUACCAACACGACGAACUCUAAGUACUUAAAAAAAAUAUUUGGCUGUUUUCUGGACACUGAAUUCUAAAUAAUAAUACUUUUUCAUGGAAUUUUUGUAUUUUUUUUUAUAGUGGAAUCUUUUUAUAUCUUUUAAGGUGACUGUAAAAAUCUUAUUUUUAACAUUCAGCUAAGAAAAUGUGUCAGAUCUUUCAAAAGAAAGAAAUAAAAUUGAAGUACACCAUGAGCUACUAUUUGUGGUUCCUACAUGUUCCAAUCUACAGUAUUGCACAGUAGUCUCCUUUGGUGAAAUACUGAUGAAAAUAAUUAUUUCUGUUCUAUUGAGCACACAAAACUUAAGUAUCCUUUGACAUAGCUGGAGUGUAACUGAUGAACACUUCUCAAUCCCCUGUAAAAUAAAAAUGGAAAACAGAAUCCCAGGAAUACAACUCUUAGACCACUGCAGGCUUCUAGCCUAGCUUCUUGAGGAAAGGCCAUUUGCAGCACUUAACUAGAAAAGACCUUAAAAUAGGCAAACUUUAGUCUAUGGAAUGUUAAGAUGAAAACAAAUAUGUUUUUAAAGCCAUUUAAAAUAACCUCUUUGAUGUAAUAUUAACAUAAAGAAUUUGGUAUUGAAGAAAAAGCAGUAUUUUCAGUGAGUUUUUAAACUUUGACUUAGUGAAAUUAUCAAGUUAGCCAGUUUAUUCAGCAGCACCAAGUUAAAAAUCUACACUAUCAUCAUUUAACAGAAUGAGGUGGGAGAUGAUGGGAGCUACUACAGAUACUUACAGAUACUACAAUUACUUAAUUACUUGGGAGUCAUUCUGGUUUUCCUCACUGGAAAAAUACCAAGUAGCAAUAGUUAGUAGACAGUACUUACAUCUGUUAACUGUUCUGCUUGUGCAGAGCACAUCAUAACACUUGUAUAAAAAACUUCACUCUUCUCACAUGAAAAGCAAUGCCUGUAUUCAUUUCAACAUAUAAUAAUCAGAUGAACACAGUGAAAGUGGCAGCACACAUGAAAGAAGCUUCCAUAGCUGGGUUAUCCUUAAAAUAAUUUUAAAAGGUGUAAAAAGGUUUUUGCUCUGCCAGGAUAAAACUGUGGUGAGAGGUUUAACGGUGCCCUGCCCCAGCCUUGGACACAGCUCUCUGGUGUUCCAGUCUUCAAAAUACUCCAUUUCCUGAGGCUGGGAUGCACCUGUUAAAGACCUAAGUCUUGUUGGAAUAAGCAGUUCCAUUAUUUUCAUAAGCUCCCAAACAAUUUUCUGCGAAGUAGGGUUUUUUUCUGAGGACAUAGAAGAAAGUUAAGAGCAGCUGUGACAUAAAAUCCAACUGCAGCAGGG
Molecule: messenger RNA, 1969 nt
Organism: Pseudopodoces humilis (Tibetan ground-tit)
Lineage: Eukaryota; Metazoa; Chordata; Aves; Passeriformes; Paridae
Gene: FKBP7
Product: FKBP prolyl isomerase 7
Molecular function (GO): calcium ion binding; peptidyl-prolyl cis-trans isomerase activity
Source: RefSeq, a predicted model, not a curated record